AUGGACCUUGGAACCAGGGUGCUGGGAGGAAGGGACAUCCUGUGCCCUUGCCUUUCUCUUCCUCUUGUAACCACGCCCCCUGCUUGCGAGCCUCAAGGUGCUGUCCUGUGCCUCGUCCGCCUCUUUAAUGAGCCUCUUUCCUCUCUUUCUGUGUCUUGUCCGUCUUCUCCUCUCUCCUCUGUCUUCCCACCCUGUCCUCCGGAUUCCUGCUACCCCUUGCAAAGAUACUACGCGGACUUCCUGUAUCCCCCGGAGCUGAGCGCUCGUUUAAGUGACCUGACGCUAGAGGGGGAGCAGUCCUCCGCUUCUGACCCUCAGACCCCGGGCACACUGGUCUGA
Messenger RNA from Pipistrellus nathusii (Nathusius's pipistrelle), 339 nucleotides. Lineage: Eukaryota; Metazoa; Chordata; Mammalia; Chiroptera; Vespertilionidae. The record is from the annotation of a GenBank genome assembly.